AUGGGCGACAAAAGAAAAGGAGCUAUGCCGGGCCCCUCUUUCAAACGCCGCCGUGUAUCUUAUGCCGAGGAAGAAGAUGGCGAUCGUUCGCCAAUGCCUCAGGAGCGCCCCAACAACGAUCCAUUCUUUGGCCAGCAGAGCGCGUUCCCAGGUCUUGAUGAUGGAGGCGAUGAGUUGUUGUACGGUGACCCGGAAGAUGGAUUGGAAUAUCUUCGCAUGGUCCGAUCCGAAGCCAACUCACUGCCUGGGUUAUUUCACGGACCAGUCCAAGCUGUACAUCUCCCGGAAGACGUUUCAAGUACACCACUGGAACCGGAAUCACAUGAAUCGUCUGACUCUCCUACGCCAGGAGUCUUCUUCGUGGACGAAGCCUACGUCGCUCCCAGAGAUGACUUGAACACACACAAGGCCGGGCCUUCCUCUGCAAAGCCGAACGUCUACCCGGAUACGCAAGCAUCCUACUAUAACAUUCUUCACCACCGAUUUCUUCUCUUGCGGUCAACCUUGCGAUGCAGUCCCCCUGUCGAAGCUAUCAAUGCCCUCGACCAUGAUCAUCCCAUCAGUCUCCCUCGAAACGCCGUAGCUGCGCAUAAAGCUUGGCGCCGGUUGUUGGUCACUGUCGAUCCACAAAUGGUCCAACUGGCAUGCAUGGACAUGGCAAGUGUGUUAGAAGUCCUGGAAAUACUAGCACGGAUGGUGUCUGAUGUGAUACGGAGCGAAGACGUCCAACUUGUGCGGCGCAUUGGAGCCUGGGCGUGGGGUUUGUUGGGGAAGUGCUUGGAAGUCGGGCAACUCUCUAGCCAGGAGGUGGGGAUCAUUCGAAAUGUGGGCAAACGAGCUGCGACUAUCCUGCAGAAGGUUCAAGAGAUAGAGAGCAAGGUACCAUCAUGGGUCGUUGCCAAGUGGUCUGUGACAGAGCAGGAGAAGAAAGAUACCAGUGCUCAGGCUCAGCCAGAAUCCACAAGCCAAGAUGAAAAGGAGACUAUGCAAGAAGCGCCAGAGGCCAUGGAAGCACACUAUUCUAGCAUGUCAGGUGCAUCCUCGGAACAAUCUAAGUUGGAGGCAGCCAGGACACGCUUGCGAGCUCGGCUUCGGGGAGACGCCGACACUGUCGAGACGCCUGCCAACUCUGACCCCGACGAGGGCCACGACACUGUCGAGACGCCUGCCAACUCUGAUCCCGACGAGGGCCAUGAGGACACAAGAGAACUGAUAAAACAUAUCCACGUCCUACUCGAUAUGAUCAUCACCGUGGUGGGCGAGUUCUUUGGCCAACGCGACCUGUUGGAAAGACGGGAGGUCUGGCUUUGA
Molecule: messenger RNA, 1311 nt
Organism: Penicillium bovifimosum
Lineage: Eukaryota; Fungi; Ascomycota; Eurotiomycetes; Eurotiales; Aspergillaceae
Product: SIP1 domain-containing protein
Exons: 2
Coding region: 1-1311 (436 amino acids)
Biological process (GO): spliceosomal snRNP assembly
Cellular component (GO): nucleus; SMN complex
Source: RefSeq, a predicted model, not a curated record